GUCGAGUGCAGAUGCAGCGAGAGGUCAGAGAUGUGUCGAGCAAAAGGGGUAGCGGUUGAGAGAGAAAGAAAAACAGAUUAGAGAGAGAGCGAGAGAGAGAGAGAGCGAGAGAGAGAGAGAGAGACGGGCUCAGUCGGUCGGCAUGUAGCAACAGCGGAGCUCCUGUCUGAACCACACCAGCGAGAAAAGGGCGCCUCGACUGAAAACACGGCUCCGGGAAUCAAAACCGCUCCCAGCCGACGAUGAAACACGUCUCGCUCGCCUGAAGGGACUCUGAACGCGACGCUUUUCCUCCCGCCUGCCACCGUUUUCAGCGAAAAUGGCGAACGACUCUCCGGCUAAAAGCCUGGUCGAUAUAGACCUGGCAUCCCUGCGGGACCCGGCUGGGAUUUUCGAAUUGGUGGAAGUGGUUGGAAAUGGCACCUAUGGACAAGUCUAUAAGGGUCGACAUGUCAAGACAGGACAACUGGCAGCCAUUAAGGUCAUGGACGUCACAGAGGAUGAAGAGGAAGAGAUUAAGUUGGAGAUCAACAUGCUGAAGAAAUAUUCGCACCACAGAAACAUCGCCACUUAUUAUGGAGCUUUCAUCAAGAAAAGCCCCCCAGGCCAUGAUGACCAGCUCUGGCUGGUGAUGGAGUUCUGUGGUGCGGGCUCCAUCACAGACCUGGUGAAGAACACCAAAGGGAACUCUCUGAAAGAGGACUGGAUUGCCUACAUUUCCCGAGAGAUCCUGCGGGGUUUAGCUCACCUGCACGCUCAUCACGUCAUUCAUCGUGACAUUAAAGGACAGAACGUGCUCCUGACUGAGAACGCUGAGGUCAAACUGGUGGACUUCGGUGUGAGUGCUCAGUUGGACCGAACAGUUGGCAGGAGGAACACUUUUAUCGGAACGCCAUACUGGAUGGCUCCAGAGGUCAUAGCCUGCGAUGAGAACCCUGACGCUACUUACGAUUACAGGAGCGACCUGUGGUCUUGUGGAAUUACCGCUAUAGAAAUGGCCGAGGGGGCUCCACCGCUGUGUGACAUGCAUCCGAUGAGAGCCCUCUUCCUCAUUCCCAGAAACCCCCCACCCAGGCUCAAGUCCAAAAAAUGGUCCAAGAAGUUCUUCAGCUUCAUUGAAGGCUGCCUGGUCAAGAACUACACGCAGCGCCCCCCCACUGAGCAGCUGCUCAAACACCCUUUCAUCCGGGACCAGCCGAACGAGAGGCAGGUCCGCAUCCAACUCAAAGACCACAUCGACCGGACCAAGAAGAAGCGUGGAGAGAAGGAUGAGACUGAGUAUGAGUACAGCGGCAGUGAAGAAGAGGAGGAGGAGGCAUCAGAGCAGGAAGGCGAGCCGAGCUCCAUUGUCAAUGUUCCUGGCGAGUCCACCCUUCGCCGCGACUUCAUUCGGCUUCAACAGGAGAACAAGGAGCGCUCGGAGGCACUGCGCCGCCAGCAGCUGCUCCAGGAGCAGCAGCUCCGAGAACAGGAAGAGUAUAAGAGGCAACUGCUGGCGGAGAGACAGAAACGUAUCGAGCAGCAAAAGGAGCAGAGGAGGCGACUGGAGGAGCAACAAAGGCGUGAGCGAGAGAUGAGGAGGCAGCAAGAGCGCGAGCAGCGGCGCCGUGAGCAGGAGGAGAAGAGGCGAGUCGAAGAGAUGGAGCGACGUCGCAAAGAGGAAGAGGAGCGUAGGAGAGCCGAGGAGGAAAAGAGGAGAGCUGACCGGGAACAGGAGUACAUUCGUCGUCAGUUGGAGGAGGAGCAGCGACACCUUGAGAUCUUGCAGCAGCAGCUGCUGCAUGAGCAGGCCAUGUUGCUGGAGUAUAAAUGGCGAGAGCUUGAGGAGCAGCGUCAAGCCCAGAAGCUCCAGAGACAGCUGCAGCAGGAGCAGGCCUACCUGCUGUCCAUCCAGCAGAACCAGAAUUUAGACUUGAGUGCCAAACAGGACACCAAAACCUUGGCUUUGGAACAGCCGAAGAGUGCUGGCAAAGAUGCAGUAGCACCACAGCAGAAUACGGACUCUGAACAGUCAAGUACCAGUCUGGAGGAAACCACAGCUACACAGAUCCCUGUCUCUAACCCGCCAGGCUCAGCCCUCGACUCCGAGCCAAGCAAAGAGGCUGAUGAGCGAUACCGGAAGAACAUCCAGGGUUCACCUCAAGCUGCUCAGAGUAAACCUCAGCAACCACCCGUGCCACCACGCUCCGAGUCUUCUUACCCCAACGGGAACUCGUCCUCAGAGACGCCAGCCAUGCACCGUCCCAGUGAGGCACAGGUGCGCCCCCAUGUGUCCGUGCUAAAAAGCAGUAUGAGUGUGGCCUCCUCUGGCUCCUCUGUCUCCACUCCACAUGCUGUUUCCCGCUCUCACUCCUUCAACGAGCAGCUCACAUCUAGCUUUGAAAAUCUGCAUCUGCGCAACAACCAAGAGCCUCACCACCACCAUCAUCAUUAUUCCCCAUCUUCAUCACCAUCAUCCACUCCUGCACGCACUGACCCGCCACCCAACCCCCUGCCCAGACCCUCACCCCAUGAGCCAAGCACUCCAACAGAGGUUCCACCGAGGGUUCCUGUCAGAACAACAUCCAGGUCCCCCGUGCUCUCUAGGCGAGACUCGCCUAAGCGCCACGGCACUUGCCAGCCACUACCCCGUAGCACUGCAAGUGCAGCAGAGCCUCGACUGCUCUGGGAGCGUGUGGAGAAACUGGUUCCCAGGCAGACCAGUAACAGUGGCAGUGGAGACACCAGUUCCUCCAGCAGCUCCAGUAACUCCGGCUCGCAGCCCAGUUCUCACAGUGGCUCUGGAGAGAGGUUCAGAGCCCGUUCAUCAUCCAAGUCUGAGGGCUCCCCCCUCCAAAGACCUGAGAAAAAAGCAGAGGAAAGGAGGGACUUGGUCAGGUCCAGCAGACCAGCGGACCUCACCGCCCUGGCCAAAGAGCUGCGUGCGGCAGAUGACAUUCGUCCACCCAAUAAGGUGACCGACUACUCAUCAUCCAGCGAAGACUCUGACACCACCGACGAUGACGAUGACGAAGAGGUGGACCAGGAGGGAGGAGACGAGUCAACAUCUGGUCCGGAGGAUUCUAGAGCUGUCACUUCCAAGCUGAGUAACGGGGAGUCUGAUUCUGCAAAGACCAUGGUGGUGCAUGACGAAGGGGAGAGCGAUGCUGGCUCCACUCCCUGUAAAGACAGCACACUGAUCGUCAGACAGAGCACAGGCGACAUCAAAAAGAGGCCCGGUCCCAGUCUGGGACAUCCCCACCAGAGUCUGGGCUUAUUGCCCGGCUACAAUCCAAGUCCCGGCUCAAUGACAAGUCCAGGUCUCAGUCACCACACGUCUAGCCCUCCUCCACAUCAUCAUCACCACCACCACCAUCAUCAACAUCCUCAGCUCCACCUGCCCUCACCGCACUCAGACAGGAAUGGUUAUGCUGUCCGCAUCCACCACCUACCAGAUCUGAUCCAGCAGAGCCACCAUUCCUCCCCCUCCUCCUCAGCAUCCAACUCCCCCUCCUCCUCCAGCCUUGCCAGCCCCAUCCUGUCACCCCAGAGUCCCUUGGACAAGCUGGGCAUCUUCAUUGAGAGUCAGUCGAGUAAUAACAUGCAGAAACACAAGUCGUCCUCCUCAUUCACUCCAUUCAUCGACCCACGCCUCCUCCAAGUGUCUCCGUCCACCGGCAGCGCUCUCAACAAUGUUGGCUAUGCCAACGACCCCCGGCUGGCUGAGGCAUUGAGGGCUGAUGCUUCUCGGAAAGGCUCCGUGGUCAACGUGAACCCAGUUAACACCCGUCCGCAGAGUGACACACCAGAGAUCCGUAAAUACAAGAAGAGGUUCAACUCUGAGAUCCUGUGUGCUGCGCUGUGGGGAGUCAACCUGUUGGUGGGAACAGAGAGUGGUUUGAUGCUGUUGGACCGCAGCGGUCAGGGCAAGGUUUACCCCCUGAUCAACCGGCGACGCUUCCAGCAGAUGGACGUUCUGGAGGGCCUCAAUGUUUUGGUCACUAUAUCAGGCAAGAAGAACAAGCUGAGGGUCUACUACCUGUCCUGGCUGAGGAACAAGAUCCUGCACAACGACCCAGAAGUGGAGAAGAAACAAGGCUGGACCACAGUGGGGGAUCUGGAGGGCUGUGUCCAUUAUAAAGUUGUCAAGUACGAGCGGAUCAAGUUCUUAGUUCUGGCUCUGAAGAACUCGGUGGAGGUCUACGCCUGGGCCCCCAAACCCUACCACAAGUUUAUGGCCUUCAAGUCUUUCGGAGACCUUGUCCACAAGCCCCUCUUGGUUGACCUCACUGUAGAGGAAGGCCAGAGGUUAAAGGUCAUCUACGGCUCCUGCUCAGGAUUCCAUGCCGUUGAUGUGGACUCCGGUGCAGUCUAUGACAUCUACCUACCAACACACAUCCAGACUAACAUCCAAUCUCAUGCCAUAAUCAUCCUGCCCAACACUGACGGCAUCGAGCUGCUGGUGUGCUAUGAGGACGAGGGCGUCUACGUCAACACUUAUGGACGCAUCACCAAGGAUGUGGUGCUGCAGUGGGGGGAGAUGCCCACCUCAGUGGCAUACAUCCGCUCCAACCAGAUCAUGGGCUGGGGUGAGAAGGCCAUUGAGAUCCGCUCUGUGGAGACCGGACACCUGGAUGGGGUCUUCAUGCACAAGAGAGCCCAAAGACUCAAGUUUCUGUGUGAGAGAAAUGACAAGGUGUUCUUCGCCUCUGUGCGCUCCGGGGGAUCUAGCCAGGUCUACUUCAUGACUCUGGGGCGAAGCAACCUGCUCAGUUGGUAGAGGUCCACAACAGACCCAUCUCCUCCUCCUCUUCCUCCUCCACUUGCGCCCUCAUAAGCACUGGAUCGCUGAAACCCUCCGUUUAUCUCUGGUCUAAUAGUCUGGUCUCUGAGGAGAAAACCGCAACCUCUCACUCCAUGUGAACCCUGGCUUCCUGGGGAAAUUACCGGAGACCAUGGACGACAUCGCUUCCUGUCCUCCUGGUGCCGGUGUGUGGGGGGCCUUCGAACAAGUGCUGCCAAUAGUACUGCAACUACCUGCUGCCUCGCAUCUACCAGUGGUCCCGCCCUCCCACCCCUCUUCUCUAAACACGGGAUCCACUGAGGAUCUGGGUGUUGUAUUCAUGCUACAGUCGUGUAUGUCGAUGUUCCGUUUGGUCCAUUCUGAAGAUGAGAUGUUACAGAACAUCCUUCAGGUGGGGAAAAUGAUUCCGUAAGUCGUGUUUGGUGGUAUUUGACCGGAAGUGGGUGUGUAUGUUUAGGACAAGUGGAGCGGGUGAGAGAGCUGAGGCGGUGAGGCAGACAGUUUUUUUUUUUUGUUGUUUAACUCUAUUAUUCCUUAAACAUACGUGUAACUAAGUGGAUUAACUUUGUCUUUGUUCAAAUUUACA
Molecule: messenger RNA, 5369 nt
Organism: Synchiropus splendidus (mandarinfish)
Lineage: Eukaryota; Metazoa; Chordata; Actinopteri; Syngnathiformes; Callionymidae
Product: mitogen-activated protein kinase kinase kinase kinase 4-like
Exons: 32
Coding region: 320-4759 (1479 amino acids)
Biological process (GO): protein phosphorylation
Molecular function (GO): ATP binding; protein kinase activity
Source: RefSeq, a predicted model, not a curated record